Hydra vulgaris (swiftwater hydra) is the source of this 731-nucleotide messenger RNA. The record is from RefSeq and is a predicted model, not a curated record. NCBI's taxonomy places the organism in Eukaryota, Metazoa, Cnidaria, Hydrozoa, Anthoathecata, Hydridae.
CGCAUAAAAUAAUUUGCGCUAACUCGGUUAAUUAAAAAUGUCUGCAUUGUUUGGUUGAUUAACUUGAUAUUAUUAACUUUGUUUAGUUAUUUCGCAGUGGCUACGGGUACGUCUACACGUAUCUUUAAUAAAAAAAGUUAGAGAUACGUCCAAACAUUCGGACGCAGAGGAGCAUUUUGUUAAACUUUAAUUUUAGAAAUCAAAGAUUUGCGUUAACAAUGGCUUUGAAUGUUGGUGAUAAGUUCAACUCUCUUAAAGAGUUAGAAAAAGCCAAUAAGAACUAUAAAGUAGAAUUUAGCGUUUUUUUAUAUAAACGAGAGAGUAGAUCCAUUGCAUCUGCAAGAAAAAAAGGCAUCAGGCGAACCUUAAACGACGAUUUGUUGUUUUAUAGCAUGCAUUAUGCAUGCUAUCAUGGAGGGAAAAAUUUUAAAAGUCGAUCAAAUGGAAAGUGUCCAAAUCAAAGCGCAUUCCAGAUAGAUUGCCCAUAUGAAAUCUGGAUAAAUGUAUCUGACAACGGUUCACAAUUAUGCAUCCAAAAGUUGGUAUUAGAGCACAAUCACGUUGACAAAGUCAGUAUUUUACUUAUCUUAAAUUAAACUAUUUUUAUUAGCUAUGUGGAAGUUAUCGAUAUAUGAAAACGCUAUGAAAAGUUAGACCCAAAUUUUUUUUUUUUUCCACAAAAAAAUGUGUAUCUUGCUAAAUAUUUUUCAUAUUAUUAACAAAUUAUAUAU